This is a messenger RNA of Wallemia mellicola CBS 633.66, 555 nucleotides long. RefSeq lists its product as hypothetical. Lineage: Eukaryota; Fungi; Basidiomycota; Wallemiomycetes; Wallemiales; Wallemiaceae. The transcript is spliced from 2 exons. The coding region runs from base 1 to 543 and encodes 180 amino acids. The record is from RefSeq and is a predicted model, not a curated record.
AUGAACACAGACCAGCUAGAAUCAAUAAAAUUAAAGUUAACGCAAUCCCUCGAGAGUUUACAAGCUUUUCAAUUAGUUUUGUUAAACACUCAGAUGCCAAAUUGGGUUGAAAUAUUAAAUAAAUAUAACAAUCUACUUAGUCAUAUCCACAUUUUAAACUCAUUCUUAAUCGCUUCACAAACUAAUGAAAUGAACCCGAACAAUUCUUUAUUAAAAUCCGCUGUUUUUCCUAAGCAACCAAUAAAUCAAUCAGUUGAACACAUCUUACACGUACUUUUACGUACUAAACCAUACCCUCACAUUGAACAACAUGAGAAUGAUCUCAUUGAUACUUUAGAGUUAAAUAAUCAAGACGUCACUUCAACUAUAGAAGCUCACGAUGAGCGUAGCAAAAGAGCAAACUCUUUGACACAGCGUAUAAAGAAUCAAUAUGAUUGGAAAUUGAGAGUUCAAUUAGAGCAAGAGACUAGUUCCACACAACUAAACGAUCAAUUAGUUUCUAAUUUAGCUAAUUACAUGUCAACUGGUACUCUAGUUGACUAAAUUUAAUAUGCC